Molecule: messenger RNA, 255 nt
Organism: Penicillium taxi
Lineage: Eukaryota; Fungi; Ascomycota; Eurotiomycetes; Eurotiales; Aspergillaceae
Exons: 3
Coding region: 1-255 (84 amino acids)
Source: RefSeq, a predicted model, not a curated record
AUGAUUCUCGAAUAUUUCUGCCAGGUGGCUCAAUGCCGGUUUAUGGGACAGAUCAUCCCUGAAACGUUGGAUCAGUACCCUCGCCACAUUGACAUGGGUACUUUGCAUCCCGACACCCCCAUUGCCCCAUUGCCAUAUGGCAAGAAGCUUGUUUGCGCCUUACAAGACACCACUCUCAUCUCCCUUCACAAUUCCCGAAACACCAAACACGAGCGAGACAACACGACAAACAGCGAGAACCUAGGUAACGGUUGA